AAUUAGAAGCAAUGGAAAAGGUCAUAGAAAAUGCAUCGUAGUGAGAGCCCUGCUAAGGCCAGGGUGCAAAGCUGGCUGUUACCUUCCCUUAGACAUGCACAUUUCCCCCCUUCCUUGAGUCAUUUCUUAUGUUUUCCCUGUGUUGCACUUCAGGGAUUAUUUUACCCAAGUGUAUAUAUUUCCCCCCAUCUCCACUUAUGUCUCCCAGGGGCUUUUGCAUUUAAACAGAAAGCAUUUGGAAGACUGAAGCCCAUUCAGAAACAGAGAAAUAGCUUUCUACGCAAACGCUUCCGCAAAAGGCGAGAUGUUUCAUUAAAAUACAUUUCCUCAUUUCCUCGGUGUGUCCACCUGAUGGAAUAAAACAUUGGCUUGUAUUCCCCUCACAAAAGAGACAGUCAUCCUGUUCUCCUGACUUGGGGGCGACCCUGCUUUUCCCUCGCUGCCCAUCAGUUGGCGCCUUUUGCCUUCCCCCACAACCCCCACCACCGAUCCAGCUUUGGGGGCUGCAGUCGCUCCACAGCUCGCAGGUCACAUGUCCUGGCAGAACGAGGGGAGCCCUGCGCGGGAGCGGCUACGGGAGUAGGCGAGGCUUCCGCUGCUCCAGCCCGGCGGGGUUCUGCGAAGGCGCCUCCUCUGAGAUCGGCCAGCCUGGGCUACAGCGGCGGCCGCGACGGCGGCCUUGGUAAGCCAGGACACAGCUGACUGCCUCCUCCACGGGGUUUGACUUAAUGAUUCUGCCUGAGGUCCAGGAUGCUUUGUUCUUGGGACCAGACGUGACCAAAAGUUGACCUCAUGACCACGUCAACCUCUCAAGCUGCCAUGCUUCUCCGGAGGCUUCGGCGACUCUCCUGGGGCAGCACUGCUGUCCAGCUCUUCAUCCUAACUGUGGUGACAUUUGGCUUGCUGGCCCCCCUGGCCUGCCACCGGCUCCUGCACUCAUACUUCUAUCUACGCCAUUGGCAUCUGAACCAGAUGAGCCAGGAGUUCCUGCAGCAAAGCUUGAAGGAGGGAGAGGCUGCCCUUCACUACUUUGAAGAGCUGCCCUCUGCCAAUGGUUCAGUGCCCAUCGUGUGGCAGGCCACCCCCCGCCCCUGGCUGGUGAUCACCAUUAUCACUGUGGAUAGGCAGCCUGGCUUCCACUAUGUCUUACAGGUAGUGUCCCAGUUCCAUCGGCUUCUGCAGCAGUGCGGCCCCCAGUGUGAGGGGCACCAGCUCUUCCUGUGCAAUGUGGAACGGAGUGUGAGCCAUUUUGACGCAAAGCUGCUCUCUAAGUAUGUCCCUGUGGCCAACCGCUACGAGGGCACCGAAGAUGAUUAUGGUGACGACCCUUCGACUAACUCGUUUGAGAAAGAGAAGCAAGACUAUGUCUAUUGCCUGGAGUCAUCGCUGCAGACCUACAAUCCAGACUAUGUCCUGAUGGUAGAGGAUGAUGCCAUUCCAGAGGAACAGAUCUUCCCAGUAUUGGAGCACCUUCUGCGGGCUCGCUUCUCCGAGCCACACCUCCAAGAUGCCCUGUAUCUAAAGCUCUAUCACCCCGAGAGGCUACAGCACUACAUCAACCCAGAGCCCAUGCGGAUCCUAGAGUGGGUUGGCGUGGGCAUGCUGCUGGGGCCUGUGCUAACCUGGAUAUACAUGAAGUUUGCCUGCCGCCCAGGCUUCAGUUGGCCUGUCAUGCUGUUCUUCUCUCUGUACAGCAUGGGGCUGGUGGAACUGGUGGGCCGCCACUAUUUCCUGGAACUGCGACGCCUGAGUCCCUCCUUGUACAGCGUGGUUCCUGCCUCUGAGUGUUGCACCCCAGCCAUGCUCUUCCCUGCCCCUGCAGCCCGCAGGACCCUCACCUACCUGUCCCAGGUGUACUGCCACAAGGGCUUUGGCAAGGACAUGGCACUGUACUCUCUGUUGAGAGCCAAGGGGGAGCGGGCCUAUGUGGUGGAGCCCAACCUUGUGAAACACAUUGGGCUCUUCUCCAGCCUCCGGUACAAUUUUCAUCCCAGUCUACUCUAGGAGUGCCAAGAAAUGCCUUUCUGCAAUUGGCUAUUUCCUGGAGAGGCACAGUGAACUCUUUAUUUAGACAUGGUUGCUUGCAGAUAUUCCGUUGUUUAAUGUCUCUAGGUAAUAAACAUACUGGGACAGUGGAGGAAUGCAUCUGAGUCAAGAGCCUUGACUAGUAAUCGUCCAGCAAGAGUAGCAGUUUGCCACAGGUCUGGAUCUCUGUCCCUCCACACAGCCACACUGCCUCAUGCAGUCUGUCCCACUCAAUAAGGAUGAAUGUCAGUGACAGUUGCCUUCUCCCAUUGACUGUAAGCUCUGCCUCGUGUCAGAGCUUGUGACUGCCAAAAAUCUUGUGCACAGUGGUGUAAGACUUGAGUUAGGAUUUUAAGGGUAGAGUAUGGUAAGCAGUCAAAUGUUUUUGAAUGGAUUCCUUUCUCAGAGGUAUGAGAAUGGAUGCCUGCUUAGAUUAUAUGCCCAAAGAGGCAGGGCCGUGUUGACAUAUUCUAUUUGUUUUCCUCAACCUGGUGUAAUAAACAUGUAAAAGUUGUGCUGCGCUA
Peromyscus leucopus (white-footed mouse) is the source of this 2549-nucleotide messenger RNA. RefSeq names its product post-GPI attachment to proteins GalNAc transferase 4 (gene Pgap4). Gene Ontology annotation, cellular component: Golgi membrane. Gene Ontology annotation, biological process: GPI anchor biosynthetic process. Gene Ontology annotation, molecular function: glycosyltransferase activity. The transcript has 2 exons. The coding region runs from base 793 to 2004 and encodes 403 amino acids. The record is from RefSeq and is a predicted model, not a curated record. Lineage: Eukaryota; Metazoa; Chordata; Mammalia; Rodentia; Cricetidae.